Molecule: messenger RNA, 1626 nt
Organism: Suillus fuscotomentosus
Lineage: Eukaryota; Fungi; Basidiomycota; Agaricomycetes; Boletales; Suillaceae
Product: glycosyltransferase family 15 protein
Exons: 15
Coding region: 260-1507 (415 amino acids)
Biological process (GO): protein N-linked glycosylation; cell wall mannoprotein biosynthetic process
Cellular component (GO): Golgi apparatus; membrane
Molecular function (GO): alpha-1,2-mannosyltransferase activity
Source: RefSeq, a predicted model, not a curated record
UGAAUAUUGGUGUAGGUGACUUGACAAAGACUUGAGGUAAACAAUUCAGACCAGCUAUGUACAAUGUCCUUCUCCGGUUUCCAGAAUGCAUCUGCUAUUCAUUGACACGAUAUAGAAGUUAGAACUCUACGUCACAAGAAGUUCUUUUAAGUUCGGUUCCCCGAGCUUCACAACAGGCUAUUAGAAUUAGAUAGUGUUCCCUCACUGAACCUCAUUCAGCCCCAGGUUGUCGACAUUCGCCUGCUGCUGUCGUGUUAAAAUGCAGAUUCUCUUCCGAAACACGGUUCUUCCUAUAUCAUUCGCGUCACAUCGUAGAUCUAUCAUCAUCGCAUUAAUCACUGUGUCGUGUGUGUGUUAUUUUAUGACUGUCAGUCCUCAAGGCGGCUACUUGUCUUCCAAAAUUUUGUCCACAGAACGGUCGAUAUACAAGGAUUCUACGGGUGUUUUGGAUGUCGAACAGAUAGACGAGACCCUACUCGACUUGGCUCCUUCCGCAGAGAGUAAACCAUCACACUCCUUUGGCAAUAUCAUUCCACACGACCCUUCUACUCCUCACCGAGCCAAUGCUACGUUGUUGAUGCUGGCGCGUAACAGUGAUCUCGAUGGCGUGAUAUCCAGUGUAGAACAGUUGGAGGCAAAAUUCAAUCGCAAAUUCAACUAUCCCUGGGUGUUUUUGAACGACGAACCCUUCUCUUACGAGUUCAAAAGGCGUGUUAAAGUAUUGACUAACGGCGAUGUAUCAUUUGGGCUCAUCCCUCACGAAACUUGGGUGCAACCACCCUGGAUAGAUGAAGAACGAGCUCAGAGCGGACGCAAUAUGCUAACACAGGAUGGCGUCAUUUAUGGCGACAGUGUUUCUUACCGUAAUAUGUGUCGGUUUAACUCAGGGUUCUUUUUCCGCCAUGAGCUCUUAACGCCAUACAAGUGGUACUGGAGAGUAGAACCCGACGUGAGAUUUUACUGUGACCUUGAAUAUGACCCUUUUGUAUUCAUGGAAGAUCAUAACAAAAUUUAUGGCUUCACCAUUUCAAUGCCAGAAUGGGAAUCAACUAUAACCUCGUUGUGGUCCGUGGUGAAAGAAUUCAUUUUGGACCACCCUGAAUACGUGUCACCAAACAACUCAAUGGGUUUUAUAUCCGACGAUGCAGGCGAUUCUUACAACAUGUGUCACUUUUGGUCAAACUUUGAAAUUGCCGAUAUGGACUUCUGGAGGGGCGAAGCUUACACCAAAUUCUUCAACUAUCUCGAGAAUACAGGAGGGUUUUACUAUGAGAGAUGGGGAGAUGCACCUGUUCAUAGCAUCGCCGCAGCCUUGUUCACACGCAAGGAUCAACUGCAUUUCUUCAAAGAUAUAGGUUAUAAACACGCUGAAUUUGCUCACUGUCCCCAGGGGAGACAAUGGCGGGAAGGACACUGCUCGUGCAAUCCAAACGAUAGCUUCGACUUUGCGGAAAAUUCGUGUCUGAGGCAUUUCAUGCGGUUGGACGAUGAUUGGAUGUUCGGUUGAUUGAAGGGCAGACGCCACGAUGUAUUUCUACCAUACGUUAUUCCAGCAAGAUAAUUUAUUCAAGUUGUUUGACUAUUAACUGUCUCGUCUUUAUUGCUAUUUAGUCUCCUUACUUUCUC